GUGUAUAUCAUUUGCAUGCAGGUGCCCUUGGAGGCAGGCUUCCCUGGAGCUAGAGUUGUAAGAGAACUUGAACUGGGAACGGAGCCCAGAUCCUCUGUGAGAACAGUGAAAUAAAGUCGGUUGUAGAUUCCUGUGAAAAUGUCGGUUCUGAUAUCACAGAGUGUGAUCAAUUAUGUGGAAGAAGAAAACAUUCCUGCCCUGAAAGCUCUUCUGGAGAAGUGCAAAGAUGUGGAUGAGAGAAAUGAGUGCGGCCAGACUCCCCUGAUGAUAGCUGCUGAACAGGGCAAUGUGGAAAUAGUGAAAGAACUGAUUAAAAAUGGAGCCAACUGCAACCUGGAAGAUCUGGACAACUGGACAGCACUUAUAUCUGCAUCUAAAGAGGGUCACAUUCACAUCGUGGAGGAGCUGCUUAAGAGUGGGGCCAAUCUGGAGCACCGUGACAUGGGGGGAUGGACAGCUCUCAUGUGGGCGUGCUACAAAGGCAGGACUGAUGUUGUCCAGUUGCUUCUUUCUCAUGGUGCCAACCCAAAUGUCACCGGUUUGCAGUACAGUGUCUACCCCAUCAUUUGGGCAGCAGGCAGAGGCCAUGCCGACAUAGUGCAUCUUCUGCUGCAGAAUGGUGCAAAAGUCAACUGCUCUGACAAGUAUGGAACAACCCCUUUGGUGUGGGCAGCCCGAAAGGGUCAUUUGGAAUGUGUGAAGCAUUUGUUGGCCAUGGGAGCCGAUGUUGAUCAAGAAGGAGCCAAUUCGAUGACUGCACUUAUUGUGGCAGUGAAAGGCGGCUACACACAGUCAGUGAAAGAGAUUUUGAAGAGGAAUCCUAAUGUAAACCUGACUGACAAAGAUGGGAACACUGCUUUGAUGAUUGCAUCAAAGGAGGGACACAUAGAGAUUGUACAGGACCUGCUGGAUGCUGGGACAUACGUGAACAUACCUGACAGGAGUGGGGAUACUGUAUUGAUUGGUGCUGUUAGAGGUGGUCAUGUUGAAAUUGUUCGAGCACUUCUCCAAAAAUAUGCUGAUAUAGACAUCAGAGGGCAGGACAAUAAGACUGCAUUGUAUUGGGCUGUUGAAAAGGGAAAUGCCACAAUGGUGAGAGAUAUUCUGCAGUGCAAUCCUGACACUGAAAUAUGCACAAAGGAUGGUGAGACACCACUGCUAAAGGCCACCAAGAUGAGAAAUAUUGAAGUGGUGGAGCUGCUGCUGGAUAAGGGGGCUAAGGUGUCAGCUGUGGACAAGAAAGGUGACACUCCCCUGCAUGUUGCUAUCCGAGGGAGGAGCCGGAGACUGGCAGAACUUCUUUUACGGAACCCCAAAGAUGGGCGGCUACUUUACAGGCCCAACAAAGCAGGCGAGACUCCCUAUAACAUUGACUGCAGUCACCAGAAAAGCAUUUUAACACAAAUAUUUGGAGCCAGACACUUGUCUCCUACGGAAACAGACGGCGACAUGCUUGGUUACGAUUUGUAUAGCAGCGCCCUGGCAGACAUUCUCAGUGAGCCUACCAUGCAGCCACCCAUUUGUGUGGGGUUGUAUGCACAGUGGGGAAGUGGGAAGUCUUUCUUACUCAAGAAACUAGAAGAUGAAAUGAAGACUUUUGCAGGACAGCAGAUUGAGCCCCUUUUCCAGUUCUCAUGGCUCAUUGUGUUCCUCACCCUGCUGCUGUGUGGGGGGCUGGGCCUAGUGUUUGCUUUUACAGUUGAUACAAAUCUCGCCAUAGCAGUUUCAUUGAGUUGCCUGGCUCUCUUAUAUAUAUUCUUCAUUGUCAUUUACUUUGGUGGACGGAGGGAAGGAGAGAGUUGGAACUGGGCCUGGGCCCUCAGUACCAGACUGGCGAGACACAUUGGCUACCUGGAGCUCCUCUUCAGACUGAUGUUCGUGAACCCACCUGAGCUUCCAGAGCAAACGACAAAGGCUUUGCCUGUGAGGUUUUUGUUUACAGAUUACAACAGACUUUCCAGUGUGGGUGGAGAGACUUCCUUGGCUGAGAUGAUCGCCACCCUCUCAGAUGCCUGUGAGAGAGAGUUUGGCUUUCUGGCUACCAGGCUUUUUCGAGUAUUCAAGACUGAAGAUACUCAGGGUAAAAAGAAAUGGAAAAAAACUUGCUGUCUCCCAUCUUUUAUCAUCUUUCUUUUCAUUGUGGGCUGCAUUAUUGCUGGAAUUACUCUUUUGGCUAUAUUCAGAGUUGACCCCAAACAUCUGACAGUGAAUGCUGUCCUCAUAUCAAUUGCAUCUGUCGUGGGGUUGGCCUUUGUGCUGAAUUGCCGGACAUGGUGGCAAGUGCUGGACUCUCUCCUGAAUUCUCAGCGAAAACGCCUCCACAGUGCUGCCUCCAAACUGCACAAACUGAAAAGUGAGGGAUUCAUGAAAGUCCUGAAGUGUGAGGUGGAGUUGAUGGCCAAGAUGGCAAAAACCAUUGACAGCUUCACUCAGAACCAGACAAGGCUGGUGGUCAUCAUCGAUGGCCUGGACGCCUGUGAGCAGGACAAGGUUCUGCAGAUGCUGGACACCGUCCGAGUUCUGUUUUCAAAAGGCCCCUUUAUUGCCAUUUUUGCAAGUGAUCCACACAUUAUUAUAAAGGCCAUCAACCAGAACCUGAACAGUGUGCUUCGUGAUUCAAAUAUAAACGGACACGACUAUAUGCGCAAUAUAGUUCACUUACCAGUUUUCCUUAAUAGUCGUGGCCUUAGCAAUGCAAGGAAGUAUCUUGUAACUUCAGCAACAAAUGGGGACAUUUCAUGCCCAGAUACCACAGGGGUGCAGGAGGAUGCUGACAGAAGAGUUUCACAGAACAGCCUUGGGGAGAUGACAAAGCUUGGGAGCAAAACGGCUCUCAACAGAAGGGAUACUUACCGCAGAAGACAAAUGCAGAGGACCAUCACCCGGCAGAUGUCCUUUGAUCUCACGAAGCUGCUGGUCACUGAGGAUUGGUUCAGUGACAUCAGUCCUCAGACCAUGAGACGAUUACUCAAUAUUGUUUCUGUGACAGGACGGUUACUAAGAGCCAAUCAGAUUACUUUCAACUGGGACAGGCUAGCCAGCUGGAUCAACCUUACAGAGCAGUGGCCGUACCGAACUUCGUGGCUCAUACUGUAUUUGGAAGAGACUGAAGGUGUCCCUGAUCAGAUGACGCUAAAGACUAUCUAUGAGAGAAUAUCAAAGAAUAUUCCAACAACUAAAGAUGUUGAGCCACUGCUUGAAAUUGAUGGAGAUAUAAGAAAUUUUGAAGUGUUUCUGUCUUCAAGGACCCCAGUUCUUGUGGCUCGAGAUGUAAAGACCUUUUUGCCAUGUACAGUAAACCUGGACCCCAAACUACGGGAGAUCAUUGCAGACGUUCGAGCUGCAAGAGAGCAGAUCAACAUAGGAGGCCUUGCAUACCCCCCACUCCCUCUGCAUGAAGCCCCUCCUCGGCCACCUUCUGGGUACAGUCAGCCUGCAUCUGUCUGCUCCUCCUCAGCAUCAUUCAACGGGGUUCUGUCCCCUCAACCCCACAGCAGCUACUACAGCGGCAUGUCCGGCCCUCAGCACCCCUUCUACAACAGGCCAUUCUUUGCCCCAUACCUUUACACGCCAAGGUAUUACCCUGGCAGUUCCCAACAUCUCAUCUCACGUUCAUCAGUAAAAACGAAUUUGCCCAGAGAUCAGAACAAUGGCCUACCGUGUGACUCUGGGUUUAACAAACAGAGACAGGGAUCGGCCACCAUAGGCACAACACUGUUACUGAGUUCAAUGACUGUGGAUGUCAUUUCUGAGAAACUAAGGCAAAUAGAAGGACUGGACCAGACCAUGCUGCCUCAGUAUUGCACAACAAUCAAAAAGGCAAACAUAAAUGGCCGGGUAUUGGCUCAGUGCAAUGUUGAUGAGCUGAAGAAAGAGAUGAAUAUGAACUUUGGAGACUGGCAUCUUUUUAGAAGCAUGGUCUUAGAAAUGAGAAAUGUGGAAAACCAGGUGGUCCCCGAAGACCCACGUUUUCUCAAUGAAAACUCGAGUGCCCCAGUUCCUCAUGGGGAAGCUGCUCGCCGAGCUUCUCACAGUGAACUGCCUCACACAGAGCUUUCCAGCCAGACUCCCUACACACUGAACUUCAGCUUUGAAGAACUGAACACACUUGGCCUGGAUGAGGGAGCCCCGAGGCACAGUAAUCUGAGUUGGCAGUCACAAACUCGCAGAACCCCAAGUCUCUCGAGUCUCAAUUCCCAGGACUCCAGUAUUGAAAUCUCAAAGCUUACUGAUAAGGUGCAGGCCGAAUAUAGAGAUGCCUAUAGAGAAUACAUCGCUCAGAUGUCCCAGUUAGAAGGGGGCACAGGGUCAACAACAAUAAGUGGCAGGUCUUCCCCACACAGCACAUACUAUAUAGGUCAGAGUUCUUCAGGGGGCUCCAUUCAUUCUAAUCUAGAACAAGAAAGGGGGAAGGAGAGUGAGCUAAAGCAGGAGGAUGGGCGCAAGUCAUUCUUAAUGAAGAGGGGGGAUGUCAUAGACUACUCCUCAUCAGGGGUGUCCACUAAUGAUGCCUCACCCCUGGACCCCAUUACUGAAGAAGAUGAAAAAUCUGACCAGUCAGGUAGUAAGCUGCUCCCAGGCAAGAAAUCCUCAGAACGGCCCAGUCUCUUCCAGACAGACCUGAAGCUUAAGGGAGGUGGUCUGCGCUACCAGAAGCUGCCCAGUGAUGAAGAUGAAUCUGGUACAGAAGAGUCAGAUAAUACCCCACUGCUCAAAGAUGAUAGGGAUAAAAAAGCUGAAGGCAAAGCAGAGAGAGCAUCCAAGUCCCCAGAGCACAGUGCCGAGCCAAUCAGAACAUUCAUUAAAGCAAAAGAAUAUUUGUCAGAUGCCCUCCUUGACAAAAAAGAUUCCUCAGAUUCCGGAGUGAGAUCCAACGAGAGUUCUCCCAACCACUCUCUUCACAAUGAGGCGGCAGACGACUCCCAGCUGGAAAAGGCAAAUCUCAUAGAGCUUGAAGAUGACGGCCACACUGGGAAGCGUGGGAUGCCACACAGUCUGAGUGGCCUGCAAGAUCCAAUUAUAGCUCGGAUGUCCAUUUGCUCGGAAGACAAGAAAAGCCCUUCUGAGUGUAGCCUGAUUGCUAGCAGCCCUGAAGAAAGCUGGCCUGCGUGCCAGAAGGCCUACAAUCUGAAUCGAACACCCAGUACCGUGACUCUCAACAACAACACCGCGCCAGCUAACAGAGCCAACCAAAACUUUGAUGAGAUGGAGGGAAUCAGGGAAACUUCUCAGGUCAUUUUGAGGCCUGGGCCCAGUCCCAACGCUACAGCUAUUCAGAAUGAAAAUCUGAAGGGCGUGGCGCACAAGCGAAGCCAACGGUCCAGUUACACAAGGCUCUCCAAAGAUGCGGCCGAGCUGCAUGCAGCUUCUGCAGACAGCACGGGCUUUGGAGAAGAGAGAGAGAGCAUUCUGUAAGGGAAAGAGUCAUGAAGUAGCAUUGUCCUGCCCUAGGGAUGAGACUGUCUCUAAGCAAAGAGACAUGAAGUGGCCUUGUCCUACCUAGGGGUGAGACUGUUUCUAAGGGAAAGAAAUGUGAAGUAGCCUUGUCCUACCUAGGGACAGGACUGUCAUGAACUCUGAAUUGAUCCAUCACCGAUAUUCAUCAUGUUUAUGCAUCACAGAUAACUGAUAGGUGGUCAGGCAUGUGGUGAAGCAUACGUCUUCUGCAUAGCAGAGGGAAGUCAUCUCCAUUGUCUCCUGCAUCAUGGGCUUUACAGUCUCAUCACCAUCAUUAUGCCCUUCCCUGGCACACAGCUGCACUGACUGAUGAGAAACAGGCUGAAUAUAAAAUAGGUCAGAAGUGUAUCUAAAGCCAAAAGGAAGCAAACCUAGAGACCUCCUUUAUAUAAUAUUCAUGAAACAUUUGAGGGAAGAUGUAACGUUAGAUGAAGCAGAAACCAAUUUUGCUGUUAGAGUUUAAUCUUGGUACAGAUUUAUAGGUUUUAGAGUAGAGGCCAGAGACUAAAAGUGAAUGCCUAGCAAAUGGAUAGCCAAUGUUCUGUACAAGACCUAUUGCUUUUUAAAGAGGUCUUAGAAUUUCAGGAGAAAAUAUAUACUGAAGAGGGUAAUAAAAAAUCAAGAAAGUGAGUCAGCAGAACCCUGAGCAUGUGCCCGGGCCAUGGUGAGUUGUUAGCAGAGGAGGUGGGGAGAGCAGUAUAUUCCUGGGAUGCUCUCUCCAGACCCAGCCCAGGCUUCCCACACCUGUGCCCUCAAAACCAUCUUGGGCUGUUCUGCAACUCCUAAAUUAUGCAUCUAAUCUAUCUUAGCUUGUAGUGAUUAAACCCAGGAUCUCACAAAUGCUAGGUAAAGAUUCGCUGAGCUACAUCCCCAGCCCUAAACACAAGUCCUUUCCCUGGAGAUUCAGGAAGACAUGGCUGUAAGAGGCACCAAUAAAUUCUUACUGAAUGAAUGUAUCAGGAAAUUGUUACAUUUAAAGAGUUAGUGACAAUGACACUAGACAAGUGACAAGCAAAUAUUUAAUUUGGUAAAAUUGAGUCUGUACUGCAACAGUUUGUUUCAUGUGUAUUCCUAAAUCAGCAUUUUAAUUCCAGGAGAAAUUAUAUAAAACGCUGUGUGGCUUUUAACAAGAGCUUAGAAGUGUACAACAAAGCAAGAAGAAAAAGAUAGAGCCAGUGUGAACAGGAUGCCACACUUCCCAUUAUUCUUAGCAAAGCUAGAGUGAGCACAGACAUUUAAGUAUCAUGUAGGCUAGAAGUGUGCCUGUCAUCAUCACGCAUCAAAACUGUGUGUCAUUGAUCAGAGCUUGUUCAUGUAGUCAGUUCUAGCAGUAUGUCCUGAGCCACGGUAGGCUUGUAGAUGUGAGGUGACAGGCUUCGUGUUUGUGGAGGUGUCCAUCACUGACUGGACCUGUGUUGUUACUGUGUUGGAAACUGCCCUAUGUUUCAGUGCCCGACUGUUUGAGUGUAAUUGAGCAUUUUCAUGAAGUGCAUAUGUUGCAUGAUCUUUAACAGGUAUUUUAAACAUUAAAAACAGCAUGAUGUUACUGACAUGAUGCAUUUUACUACUUGUAGUGUUUAUUAGUUUGCAAUAUCAUGUAAUUGGUACUUGAGAAGCCGUUUGGCUUCUUUCCAGGUGAGUGGCUAAGCUCCCCGUCUCAGGAGCCCUUUAUUCACACUGUCUGUGAAGUCAUUACUGGAGUGCCACGUGCACACGUAGACAAGGAACAAUAAAGAAUUGCAUGCCA
Molecule: messenger RNA, 7204 nt
Organism: Cricetulus griseus (Chinese hamster)
Lineage: Eukaryota; Metazoa; Chordata; Mammalia; Rodentia; Cricetidae
Source: RefSeq, a predicted model, not a curated record